GCCGCAAGCAGGUAUAAGGGGUGGCCAAGGAGUAAGCCUCCUCCUUAACACAGAGAACAUGAGGCUUCCCUUCUGGUUCCUCCUGGCCGUGGUCUUGAGCAUGGAUCUAGCUGUAACACAGGGCCUGCGGUGCCACCUGUGCAAGGGCUUUGGAGGCUGUUCCCGCCAGUUCACCUGCCCAUGGAACUCCACCCACUGUGUCAUCAUUGCCACCCGGUCUCCCAUCAGCUUUAAAGAAUUGCCUCUGGUGAAGAAGAUGUGCUACACUGGUUGUCCUGACAUCCCCAGUUUGGAAUUAGGUCCUCAUGUAUCCCUUGUUUGCUGCCAGUCCGACCUCUGCAACAGGGACUGACCACCUUCCUCCAUUACCAGCUGGCUCCACAGAACCAUACCAUGCCUCUCACUCACGCCUGGUUCUUGGAGAUUAUUCUGGUCCAAAGCCCCCCAACUCAUACUUCUGCAGGAAGUUCCCAAUGGAAUCUUGCGUAAAUCCACUGUGGAACAUACUAAGACCCUAUCUGUGGACCUCCCUCAGGAUCAACAAAUCUCCCAAUAAAAACUACCUGGAUCACACAGUAUGAGUUGUCCUGUGGAC
Acomys russatus (golden spiny mouse) is the source of this 595-nucleotide messenger RNA. RefSeq names its product secreted LY6/PLAUR domain containing 2 (gene Slurp2). NCBI's taxonomy places the organism in Eukaryota, Metazoa, Chordata, Mammalia, Rodentia, Muridae. Gene Ontology annotation, molecular function: acetylcholine receptor inhibitor activity. Bases 59 to 352 code for a protein of 97 amino acids. The transcript has 3 exons. The record is from RefSeq and is a predicted model, not a curated record.